Eucalyptus grandis is the source of this 2825-nucleotide messenger RNA. RefSeq names its product putative adenylate cyclase regulatory protein. The record is from RefSeq and is a predicted model, not a curated record. NCBI's taxonomy places the organism in Eukaryota, Viridiplantae, Streptophyta, Magnoliopsida, Myrtales, Myrtaceae. Bases 218 to 1570 code for a protein of 450 amino acids. The transcript has 3 exons.
AUUAAUCCUCGAAGGAUGUAAUAAACUGAGCAAAUUCCCCAUUCUAUAGGAAAAGCCAAGGGCCUCAUUUUUUUGAACUUGCAAGGAUGUGAGAAACUCCAAGGGCUGCCCCAAGAAAUGGGCAAUUUGGAACAACUGCUGGAGCUUAACAUAAGACAAACUGCUAUAGAGGAAAUUCCUCCAUGGAUAGAUUCUUUGAAGAAGCCGGAGAUGCUUAAUGCUCGUGGUUGCGAAUCACUUGGUUAAAAUUCCCGACUCAAUUAGCCAUUUGGUAAAUUUGUCGACCCUUGACUUGAGCUAUUGCAUCAGGUUAUGUAGACUUCCAGAGAGCAUUGGAUCCCUCAUGAAAUUGCAACGCUUGUUAUUAAACGGAGUGAAGAAUCCAAAAAGUUCCCAAUUUGAUCAUGCUCUCUGUAAUAUCCCAAACUCAAUUGGAAAGCUGGAGUGGUUGAUUGAAUUGAACUUGUCAAAUUCAGGCAUUUUGGAAUUGCCUGAAUCCAUUGGGGAUUUGAAAAACUUGAAAAUUUUGAAUAUUGCUUAUAAUGAAGGAUUAAGUAGUUUACCUAGCACUAUUAGCAAGUUGGGCAACCUUGAAGAAUUCGAUGCUACAGAAUGCGAGACUCUGGGAGGGGAAAUUCCCAUAGAGGGUUUGUCUUCACUGAAGAUCCUUCGAUUAAGUUCGACAUGCAUUUCUGGCUUCCUUGAUGCAUUUGAUAAGCUAUCUCAUCUGGAGACACUUGAUGUAUAUGACUGCCAGAUGCUUCAAUCGCUGCCACAAACAAUCAGUAAGCUCCCUUCUCUGCAACACCUUAAGUUAACUAGUUGUGACAAUUUUCGAUCGCUGCCAGAGCUUCCUACCUGUUUAACGGUUUUGGAAAUCUCCUGUCAACAUCACACAUUGCCUCAACUUUCUCAUUUAAUCCACCUAAAAGGGCUCACUAUUGUGGAUUGCCAAUGGCUAGAAUCCAUGCCAGAGCUUCCCUUAGGAUUAGUGGAGCUUCACGUCCACGGUUGUGAUGAGUUGACAGAGUUACCGAAUUUGUCAAGUUUGAAGUUCUUGUCAGAAUUAGAUCUCAGUUCGUCCAGCGAGCUCAUAGAAAUCAAGGGUCUAGGAGCUUUAAAAUCCUUAGCAAAACUAAAUGUAUCUGGAUGCUCGAAGUUGUCCAACCUUGACGGCCUUGAACAUCUUGAGUCUUUGAGAUUCUUGUGUAUGAGUAUGUUCUCUGGGUCAGAUGCUCCAGCGUUGAAUGAUGAUCUAUUUCGAGGCCUUGACAAAUUGAAAAUCUUGGAAGAGCUGCAGAUGUGGUAUUGUCAGUCCCUUAUAAGACCGGACCUUUCACAAUUAACACAUAGGAAGCAAUUAAGUACUCGUGAAUGCCACAAUCUAGUCGAAAUUAAAGGUCUUGAAAGAUUGAAAAUCUUGGAAAAAUUGGAUAUAGAGGGAUGCAGAUCCAUUGAAAAAUUCCCAAGCCUCUUGUGCUUUGAUAACCUGAGACAUUUGAACAUUAGAGGGUGCUCGAAGCUUGGUGAUGUUCAGGGACUGGAGAAAGUCCCAGUUGUGUUUAAAUGAGGGAUUCAGCUUCGAGCCUCAGCAAAUUGUCCACAUCAGUCUAAUUUCGAAGAUUAAAUGAAAUGAUGGGGUUUAAUCUCGCAUGACCUUGUGGAGAUUCCAGAGCUCCAGAAAUUGAGGAAACCAAGACGUUCAGCGAUGCAACUUAUCGGAAUUUCAUACGUUCAUUGCACUACUAUUGCAGAGAGAAAAGUUGGCCCGUGAGAAGAUUGCUCCGAUGAGUCAAGCACAAUGGCCACAAUGUCCGGAACGAUUCACGUUUCCCUCAAAAGCGUAUUGUUUUCCUUCCUUUACGUGAUUCUAUCAAUGGGCAAGCUAAUGGAGGAGCAUGGAAUGAUGCUACUGAGAAAUCACUCUCUUGAUAAUGCCAACAGUCAUCAGAAUGCCUUGAAAUGUCAUAGCCAUCGAGUAAGAUUGCUCAUCCUCCAUAAGCUAAUAAUGACUAUUGCAACCAAAUCUGAGUUGUAGUUUUCUGGGAGUACUGAUUUUGAAGAAUAGUUUGCUUCCUCCUUGACAUCCAGGUGGUUAUGUUUAUUUGCCUAUGCUGAUAUUCAUUUUAUCCGUCACGAUGCUCAAAUGGAAGAACAAUUGCUUCAUCUAAGCCAUACGUACUUUUUAAGAAACCCCUCAACUUCAGUUAUCUCAGUCCCUUUAGAAUCCUUUUUGUGGAAAGGAAAACAAAGGCACCUUCAAUACUCUCUACUCUUUUUCCCAUUUGUUGCAACAGAACGAGAACAGACAAAGACAGAACACGAAAGUUGAAAGAGAGGGGUGAUCGCGAAGUGAGGUGGAGGGAUCCGAGUUGAUAUGUCCAUUGAACAAGGAAAGAGAUUCAGGGCUUGUGGAGGUAUAUUCCGGCAAGCAAAGCAGCUUCCGUGACAAGAGAGAGGAUGUCGAUGACAUCCUCAACUCAGCGUUUACUUCCUUCAAACAUUCGCCCUCCGGAGUUCUUGAAGUUGGCCAUGCAGCUCAGCAAGUUUUGGCUGCACUCCUGACUUAAGAGAGUUGUCUGCACGAAUCCCUCAGGACUCAAUGUUACAGCUCCCAUACGUUUUUGUGGGCGAUAUGACCUUGUCUAUAAAUAAAAGUUAAAAUUAAACCAUCCAACAAUAUGAUUUCUUCAUCAUUGAUGUCGAUUGGUACAUUUGAAACAAUAUGAUUUCUUCGUCAUUGAUAUCGAUUGGUACAUUUGACAAGCCAAAAUAUUUGUGAUGUUAUUGUCCUAGAACGGUCAAUGAGAGAGAUAAUCUAGAUA